This is a messenger RNA of Musa acuminata AAA Group (dessert banana), 1335 nucleotides long. Its product is annotated as E3 ubiquitin-protein ligase SINAT5. The coding region runs from base 204 to 1139 and encodes 311 amino acids. Gene Ontology annotation, cellular component: cytoplasm. Lineage: Eukaryota; Viridiplantae; Streptophyta; Magnoliopsida; Zingiberales; Musaceae. Gene Ontology annotation, molecular function: protein binding; ubiquitin protein ligase activity; zinc ion binding. The record is from RefSeq and is a predicted model, not a curated record. Gene Ontology annotation, biological process: multicellular organism development; ubiquitin-dependent protein catabolic process. The transcript is spliced from 3 exons.
CUCCUGUUAGUGCGGGCCGAGACCUCCUCCUCCUCACACCUCGCUUUGGUUCCUAGCCCUCCUCUCUCUGUCUUCUGCGUCAUAAUCUCUUCAAAGGCGCUCCCUUUCCUUUGGUCGCCACCCUUUCCAGGCUGAUUUUGGAGAGCGGAGAGGGCGACGGGCGGGGAGGGCACGAGAUCCUUGAAUCCCUGGCCGCUGGAGGCAUGGACUCCGACAGCAUCGAGUGCGUGUCAUCGGUCGAUGGGAUGGACGAGGAGGUGACCUCCCUUCCCCACCGCUCGUCCUUCAAGCCCCACGGCGCCGCCGUCGUCGCCCCUGCCACCAGCGUCCACGAGCUGCUCGAGUGCCCUGUCUGCACCAACUCCAUGUACCCCCCGAUCCAUCAGUGCCAAAAUGGACAUACACUGUGUUCAACAUGUAAAAUGAGGGUGCAAAACCGGUGCCCUACUUGUCGGCAAGAGCUUGGAGACAUCAGGUGUCUAGCUUUGGAAAAAGUGGCCGAAUCACUUGAACUUCCUUGCAAAUAUUACGCACUUGGCUGCCCCGAAAUCUUCCCAUACUACAGCAAAUUGACGCAUGAAGCUCAGUGCAACCAUCGACCGUAUAAUUGCCCAUAUGCCGGAUCUGAAUGCUCUGCCGUAGGGGAUAUCCCUUUCUUGAUUACACAUUUAAGAGACGACCACAAAGUAGACAUGCACACAGGCUGCACGUUCAAUCAUCGAUAUGUUAAAUCAAAUCCAAGAGAGGUUGAAAAUGCCACGUGGAUGCUGACUGUCUUUAACUGUUUUGGGCAUUACUUCUGCUUGCACUUCGAGGCAUUCCAGCUAGGGAUGGCGCCUGUGUACAUGGCAUUUCUUCGAUUCAUGGGUGACGAGAAUGAAGCAAGGAAUUUUAGCUACAGCCUUGAGGUCGGGGCCAACGGAAGGAAGCUGACAUGGGAAGGCACACCGCGGAGCAUUCGCGACGGCCACCGCAAAGUCCGAGACAGUCACGACGGACUCAUCAUACAGAGGAACAUGGCGCUCUUCUUCUCCGGUGGUGACAGGAAAGGACUGAAAUUGAGGGUCAUUGGCAGGAUUUGGAAGGAGCAACAGAACAGUGAUGCUGGAGUUUGCAUGCCAAAACACUGCAGCAGCUGAGACACGCCUAACUGGCCCAUCAAUCUGUAGCAUGAUGAUGGUGCUUUUACCUUGUUAUAUAUUUGUGACACUUUUGUAUCUACAUGUUCUAGUUUUGAUUUGCCAGGAGGUGUUGUUUAAUGUGUGAUAUACAUCCACAAUGACACUUGUGCUGCCAUGAUCUGUGAAAGAGGAACGGUAUCAUUUUGUUGGAUCA